Messenger RNA from Ostrea edulis (European flat oyster), 734 nucleotides. Its product is annotated as transmembrane protein 256 homolog. The transcript is spliced from 4 exons. Bases 122 to 607 code for a protein of 161 amino acids. The record is from RefSeq and is a predicted model, not a curated record. Lineage: Eukaryota; Metazoa; Mollusca; Bivalvia; Ostreida; Ostreidae.
CGUUGUAACAAACUAAAUAUUUCAAAUCGGGCUCGACAUCGCAGAAACGAAACUGAAAGUAAAAAGUUGCAACAGAAAAGUUGCUGCCAGCUAAGGUCAAAAGGAAUUACAAUGUAACAAGAUGACAGAGGUAUUGAACCUGGGAUUAUUCUAUCUUGAUAAAGCCGUCACAAAUCUGGGCUAUCAGAGGAGGGAGGCGGAGAAGGCUGCAGGCGAGGUGUCGGAGACCGUCAAAUCUAGAGUGAGAGACGCCAUGACGCUGCACGGCUCCAGGUUUUUCUUGAGACUUGGCGGUUUGUCAGGUGCCGUGGCUGUAUCAAUGGCAGCUUAUGGUGCACAUGCCUUUAAAGUUCAAGAUGAAAAAGGAGAACAGUUGAAAAGGAUUUAUGAGACUGGAAACAAAAUGCACUUAGUGCAUUCUGUAGCACUUGUGUGCUCUCCUCUGUGUAACAGACCAAAUCUGACCGGGGGAUUGUUUACGGUGGGAAUCCUCCUUUUUUCUGGCAGUUGCUAUGCCCAUGCUUUGACGGGGAACACCAAAAUUCGAUACAUUACCCCAUAUGGAGGAUUUGCACUUAUUUUUGCCUGGUUAAGCAUGUUGUUGUGAUGAGGAUGAGAGAUUGUGAAUUGUGUGUGUAAGAAAACUUUCAAAAUAUUUCAUGUAUUUCUUGCAUUCAAUGGAAGUUGAAAAAAAAAUUGUCUCUUUUUUUAAAAAAUAAAAUAAAACACUGAAA